Messenger RNA from Heterobilharzia americana, 1818 nucleotides. Lineage: Eukaryota; Metazoa; Platyhelminthes; Trematoda; Strigeidida; Schistosomatidae. The record is from the annotation of a GenBank genome assembly.
AAGGCGGCCGACACGUUUUGUACGCAACUCUUUUACUGUAACAUUUGAAAUCUGAUCUAUAAGGCUAUCUAUCAUUAUUAUUUUUCAGUACAUAACACCACCAAAACGUUGAAAAAAGCAUAACAACGGGUACGCAAGCUUAACAGUGAUGAGGGCAAAUAAAACUUUUUCAUGAGUUAGAGACUGUUGUGUAGUGUCACACAUCUCGUCAGGAUCAAUAGCGUAGGGUUCGACGAGAUUCAACGUUUUGAUUUUCCGGGAGAAUCAGGUGGGAUGUGCAGGAAAAGGUUUUGUAGCUCACCGAGUCGGAGGCCUUCCAUAAAACAGGCGCAAACGAAUGCUUCUCGUGUUGUUCUAUCCAUGGUGAGUAGUGCUUGGCCGGCUGGACACUGUAGUGUAUGCAAGUAAUCGGUAGGUGACUCCACCAGUAUUUUUGUUUGCGUACGAUCAGCUCCACUAUGUGUUGCUGAGGCCCUAACUGGAGGUCAAAGCAUUCGUCCUGAAUGUGCCAGUUGCGGGAUGAGUAGUUGGCUACAGAAAACCCAGCAGCGACGCUAAGAUAUGGUCAUAGUGAGUGACAGAAGAAACAUAGUUGAGGAACGAUUGCAUACGCAACUUCCAUAUCUGGUUGUCUGAUAUUCCAAAGAUUGGUGGUAUGCGGAGGUUGUUGGCCGCAUCGCCUUUAACUCGCGUUUUUCUUUACCUCCGAGAUCAAUUAUGUAACGUCCUUUUGGGUUUACAGACAAACAAACAGGCAGACUGAAUGAAGAACGCGGAUUACAUAGCACUGUUCUUUAUUAGGAUGACAGCUAGAAUAAAGUGGGUACAGCAGUAUCUCACUCUUGACAAAGUUUUUUAUGUUAAGUUUGCGUUCUGGUUGUUCUCCUUCUUUCAAUGCUUUGGCUGUGUUGUAUACUAAAAGGGGAAAGGAAAAUAAACAGGCACUGUAGAAAUAUGCUUGUCUUAAAUAGUCUUCGUCAUUCAUUCAUGAAGUACUCAUCAUCCAUCCAAACAAAAGUCAGAAAUUUAUUUAUCCAGGUUCAAGAGACUCCUAAUCCAAACAGUUUGAAAUAUUUUCCCGGCAAAGAUGUAUUAGGAUCUGGGACCAGAGACUUCCCAUCUUUUACUCAUGCAAAAUCGUCGCCACUGGCCAGACAGUUGCUUCGAAUUGAAGGUGUUGAACAGGUGUUUUUCGGUCCUGAUUUUAUCACAAUCACGAAGAAUGACAAGUUAGAAUGGACUGUAAUAAAACCGGAUGUGUAUGCAACUAUAAUGGAUUUCUACAGCUCAGGACAACCUAUUGUAAUCGAAGAAGAAACAAACGAUCCAAAUGAGCCAUGUGAAGACGAUGAUGAGACAGUAUUGAUGAUCAAAGAACUUUUGGAUACUCGGAUAAGGCCUACUGUCCAAGAAGACGGUGGUGAUAUUAUUUACAAGGGUUUUAAAGAUGGUAUUGUCCUGUUAAAACUGCAGGGGUCCUGUUCAAGCUGUCCUAGUUCCGUUGUUACACUGAAGAAUGGUGUACAAAAUAUGCUUCAGUUCUACAUACCAGAUGUAUUGGGCGUUGAACAAGUUGAAGAUGAGCUAGACGCAGUAUCUAAAGAGCAGCUGGAAAAACUGGAAAAGGAGAUAGAGAAUAAUGAGAAGAAAGAAUGAACAGUUUGCAAUGUAUGGAAUAGAAGAUGACAAGAUGUUUUCUCACUGUGUAAAGAAACUAUCACUUGAAUGCAAUGAUACUGUAAAUGCAAACUUCAUUGUGUCGUAGUGCUUUAAGCCUCAAUGUUCGCCUAUCGAAAUUUUAAUAAUAUUACACCACUG